AUGGCGCUGGUUCUCAGCAGCAACGAGGAGAGCGACACGGACAACGAGGGGCUGCCAGAGCUAAAGGGCGAGGCAGACACGGAGUCCGAUGACUCCUCCACGGUGGGUGUAAUCAAGUGCAAGAAGGCGUCGCAGCGCUGCAAGAAGCGUCUGUUCUGCAGCAAGGAGGAGCGACAGAGUGUCAAGGCGCAGCUGUACAACUUUAAUGACUUGACCAGCGACCGGGAAUGGCUGUACGAUCUGCUGCUAAGCGACUCGGAAAGUGAUGAGCCGAUUGGCAACGAGGACGAGUACAUCCAUCAGAUCCUACGCGAGCACAUACGCGAGCAGCGGCAGCGCAAGAAUUACUACAAAAAGCCAACGAACGCGCAAUACGCCUACUACGGUGCCAGUUUGCUCUCCAAUCAUGACAUCUAUGCGGAGCGACAGCAGGCCACAGCGGGUGUGCGCAAGCGUCGGCGUCGCACCAAGCAGGAGAUACUCAUGGCCCGCCUGGCCGAGGCGCAGGCACCAACGCUGCCGAAACAACAGAAGCGGCGCGGACGUAAGAAGCAAACGACAAUUAUGGAUUCGCCAGAGUCCGGAGAAGUGCCGCCCUCGGAACUGGGCAGAUACACCUACGGGGACACGCUGCCCACCAAUGACGAGGAGGAGGAUGACAACGGCGAGGUGGACUACAAGCGGGAGCUGGCCAGCCUUGCACUGGACUUUCCCGAGGAGGAGGAAAUCGAGGAGGAGGUGGAUGUGGUGGGCGGUGCCGAUGGGCAGGUGACCAAGGUGCGAAGGAAGCGCAAGAAUCCGGCAGCGUUGGCGGCGCGACGUCGUCGCAUCUGGCAGAUUAUGUCGAAGAAGGAGUGCGGCCGACUACAGAGGAUUACAAGCAACAACCACAAGGAGAUGCUGGCCAACUGCAAGCGUGUGGCGUCCAUGUGCUCCAAGGUGGUGCGCCAGCGGGCCAUCAAUUCGCAGCGCGUCAUGAAGGAGACGGUGUGGCGGGCCAAGCGGCUGACGCGAGAAAUGCUCGCCUACUGGAAGCGGUAUGAGCGCGUGGAGCGUGACCAGAAGCGCAAGCAGGAGCGCGAGGCGGAGGAGCAGCGCAAGCAGGACGUGGAGCUCAUUGAGGUGAAGCGACAGCAGCGGAAACUCAACUUUCUGAUCACCCAAACGGAGCUGUAUGCACACUUUAUGUCCAAGAAGCUGGGUCAGGGCACGGAGGAGGAUCAACUGAGGAUUCUGAGCCAGCUUGAUGAGGAGACAAAUGCCCGACUGGCCGUUCCAGACGACUACGAUCCCUUGGAAAUGAAGCAGCUGGCCAAGGAGCAUGCCGAGGCGGCCAUGCAGCGGGAUUUGGACAAGACGCGCGCCUUCGACGUGCUCCCCAAGAAGCAGGAAGAGUGCAAAGACGAUGCGGAGGAGGAGCAAGCCAUGGAGGCCUUUGAUGUUUUUGCCAAGAAGGAAGAGGAGGAGGAUACGGACCUGGACGCACCAGAGACGCGCGCGGAGAUGAAGGAUCUGCCGCAGCCGCAAAUGUUCAAGGGCACGCUCAAGGGCUACCAGAUCAAGGGCAUGACGUGGCUGGCAAACAUCUACGAUCAAGGCAUCAGCGGCAUUCUAGCCGACGAGAUGGGCCUGGGCAAAACCGUGCAGUCCAUCGCCUUCCUCUGUCACAUUGCCGAGCAUUAUGGGGUGUGGGGCCCGUUCCUGAUCAUCUCCCCUGCCUCCACGCUGCACAACUGGCAGCAGGAGAUGUCGCGUUUUGUGCCGGACUUUAAUGUCGUCCCCUACUGGGGUUCGCCGAGUGAGCGCAAGAUCCUGCGGCAGUUUUGGGACCAGAAGCAGCUGCACACACGCGACGCCAGCUUCCAUGUGGUGAUCACGUCGUACCAGCUGGUAGUCAGCGACUACAAGUACUUCAAUCGCAUCAAGUGGCAGUACAUGGUGCUGGACGAGGCGCAGGCGAUCAAGAGCGCCGCCUCGCAGCGCUGGAAGCUGCUGUUGGGCUUCAGUUGCCGCAAUCGGCUGCUGCUCAGCGGCACUCCCAUCCAGAACAGCAUGGCCGAGCUGUGGGCGUUGCUGCACUUCAUAAUGCCCACGCUGUUCGACUCGCACGACGAGUUCAACGAGUGGUUCUCCAAGGACAUUGAAUCGCAUGCCGAAAACAAAACAGGCAUUGAUGAGCUGCAAAUUUCGCGCCUCCACAUGAUCCUUAAGCCCUUCAUGCUGCGUCGCAUCAAGAAGGAUGUGGAGAACGAGCUGUCUGACAAGAUUGAGAUUAUGGUCUACUGCCCCCUGACCAUACGCCAGAAGUUGCUCUACCGCGCCCUCAAGCAGAAGAUACGCAUCGAGGACCUGCUGCACUUGACGAGCGGCUCGAGUGCUCCCUCGUCGGCGUCCUCGAACCUUAUGAAUCUGGUCAUGCAGUUCCGCAAGGUGUGCAAUCAUCCGGAGCUGUUUGAGCGUCGUGAUGCGAGGAGUCCGUUCUUUAUGCGCUGUGCGGAGUAUGUGCUGCCGAGGCUUGUCCACGAGGAGGCACUUCUACUCCGAGCACUGCCCAGCCGCAGGCAUUUACUGUACAAUCGUUUCAACAUCUUCAAGUCGGAGUAUAUACAGCGAUCGCUUUUCGACGAUGUGAGCGUUGGGAGCUGCUUUAGCUUUACGCGUUUCUGUGAUCUAUCAUUGGGGGAUGUACUCGAUGUCACGCUUAAUGGAUUGAUUGAUUUCCUUUUGCAUUAUCGUCGCGUGCUGGAAAAAUAUCCCCUACUGUCCUACCGCCGCCAAUGGUGGCCACAUCUAAAAGCCACCUUUUAUCAGCUGCUGGAGCCCAUGCUGGAGAGCAAACUGCUGCCACAAUUCAUGCUCUCAGACAGUGUACUUAAGAAUUUUCUGUUCACAGCAAUGACCACCAAUGAGAGCAGCGUUUAUGCCUUCGGGGAUUAUUGCACCUACAACAUGCAGGAGACCAUCGAGCAUCGUGUGAUACGCUCCAAAGUGCUCAAACAAAAGACAGCCACGCUGAUUGAGGAGCUGGUGGAUGUGGAAGACGAAGAGCAGGUUAAGCAGGAGCUCGAAAUCGAGUCCGUGGAGGUGCAAACCAAAUCGAAUACCAAGAGCGAUGUCAAGGUGCAAACGUUGCUGUUGUUGCCAGAGUUUCCGCAUCGUUUGAGGCAGCCGAGGAGCUACCAUUGCGAGCCGCUGUCCAUGCCGCGACUGCUCUAUGCGUUGGGUCAGCGUGUACAGGCGGUGGAUAGGCAUUUAUACUGCGAGAGUCGUGCUGCGGCCUGGACACAAAUUCGUCAUGUGCAGUGCGAAAAUGCUGUGGGCAGAGAGCUUGUGUCCUCCAGCCUGGCACUGUGCAAGCCACGCUGUGGUUGGUCCUCCAUUGUGGUGCCCGACAAGGAGACGUUGAUCACUGAUGCGGGCAAGCUGUUUGUACUGGACACACUGCUCACACGGCUGAAGGCGGAGGGCCAUCGCGUGCUGAUCUAUUCACAGAUGACGAAAAUGAUAGACCUGCUAGAGGAGUACAUGUGGCAUCGCAAGCAUCGUUAUAUGCGCUUGGAUGGCUCCAGCAAGAUCUCAGCGCGUCGCGACAUGGUCGCCGACUUUCAGACGCGUGCGGACAUUUUCGUAUUUUUGCUCUCGACGCGCGCAGGAGGUUUGGGCAUUAAUCUAACAGCAGCAGACACGGUAAUCUUUUACGAUUCGGACUGGAAUCCCACUGUCGAUCAACAGGCCAUGGAUCGGGCGCAUCGUUUGGGCCAAACCAAACAGGUGACUGUCUACCGACUGAUCUGCAAGGGCACCAUCGAGGAGCGGAUUCUGCAGCGAGCCCGAGAGAAGAGUGAGAUCCAACGAAUGGUCAUAAGUGGCGGCAAUUUCAAGCCAGAUACACUCAAGCCCAAGGAAGUGGUUUCAUUGCUAUUAGAUGAUGAGGAAAUUGAAUUGAAAUAUAAUCAAGAGGCUAAACUACAGGAGCCACCAGCCACAGGCACAUCCUCACCCAUUCCUGGGGCAGGCCAUGUCGAACGCAAUCGGCGACAUCCCAAUAAGGAAACUAAUAUGGGCGGCACUACCAUACCGGCGGCCGUAACACUCAGAGACUUUGACCCCGACGACAUUCCCAGCUGCAGUUCGGCGGCAAAGAGACUAAAGUUGGAUCCAGAGGAUGAGUAUAUUGAUGUGGGCAUUGCCUCGUCCGCGUCCAGCGUGGGCACCGACAGCAUCAACCUCAGUCAGGACACCUAUGUGCCAGGCGCCACACGCGUGGAGGAUAACAUUGACUCGGAUAAUGAGGCUCUCGUAGUGGAUGGAGAAAGUCCCACACUGAUGUUGAUGGGACAAAAUGAAUCAAUGAACUUCCUGAGCGACAUGAGCGGCGUUUCGCCGAUGCGACGGCGACACCACCCGCGCGGCACCAAACGCGGUCGACCACGUGGCAGCACGAGACGGGGCGGCGGACAUGGCUCGCUGCAGCGCGUGCUGACGCCAACGCAUUCGCCGGGUCAGGGGCAGGGGCAGGGUCAGCAGCAGUCCCCCGCCGCAGGAGGAUCAGCAGGGGAAGCGGGAUCAGGAACGUCUUCUCCCCUACCACAGCUACAGCUACAGCAGGAAGUAAGCGGAGUCGGAGUCGGCGGCGGUGGCGGUGGCGAGUAUGCGCCCGUGCCGCUCAAUGAAGAAGAUCUCCCAACGCCGCAGCAGAGCCCCACCAUGCAAUCCGUAUCGCCCACGGGCGCCGUUAAGCGCGGACCAGGACGACCCCGCUCCAAGACACCGGCACCUAUAAGUCGUGGAACACGUGGCGCACCACGCGCACGCCGCCCCAUGGGUCCGCUGCUGGUGCCACUGGGCCGCAGUCCAGAGUCACAGCAAUCAGGACAAGGGCCCGCCGAGACGACUGCUGCAGCCUCACAAGCAACGGCCAAGCCGCCUGGAAACAUUGCAUGAAUAAUUUACAACAAA
Messenger RNA from Drosophila guanche, 4959 nucleotides. It is a transcript of the gene Ino80, whose product is annotated as chromatin-remodeling ATPase INO80. The record is from RefSeq and is a predicted model, not a curated record. Gene Ontology annotation, cellular component: Ino80 complex; nucleus. NCBI's taxonomy places the organism in Eukaryota, Metazoa, Arthropoda, Insecta, Diptera, Drosophilidae. The transcript has 16 exons. Gene Ontology annotation, biological process: DNA repair; DNA-templated transcription; chromatin remodeling. Gene Ontology annotation, molecular function: ATP hydrolysis activity; histone binding; ATP binding. Bases 1 to 4944 code for a protein of 1647 amino acids.